Messenger RNA from Brenthis ino (lesser marbled fritillary), 288 nucleotides. NCBI's taxonomy places the organism in Eukaryota, Metazoa, Arthropoda, Insecta, Lepidoptera, Nymphalidae. The record is from the annotation of a GenBank genome assembly.
AUGUUCACUCUAAUAAAGACUUUCGAUGGAUUUUGCUGCGCGUUUAAUUAUGGAGCUCUUAAUGAAGGUAGUAUGGAAGAAUUUUUAAAAGAUGAUGACUUUGAAUAUUACAUGGACCCCAGUGACGAGGACAUGGCUACAAAGGGCAUUCUUGUAACAUCGGACUCUGGGAGAGGCUCUGGCUUAACCGUGAUACUUGAUGUCGAACCAGACGAAUAUGACUAUGGGUCAACUCUACCAGGUUACGGGGCUAAGGCUAGUAGGAUAUACAUAUAUUUUAAUGCUGCU